Molecule: messenger RNA, 1486 nt
Organism: Saccostrea cuccullata (small rock oyster)
Lineage: Eukaryota; Metazoa; Mollusca; Bivalvia; Ostreida; Ostreidae
Product: tetraspanin-9-like
Exons: 8
Coding region: 81-779 (232 amino acids)
Cellular component (GO): plasma membrane
Source: RefSeq, a predicted model, not a curated record
AGAGAACUUGUUCUGCAAGUCUAUUUAUAGAUUGAUCACUAUUCAUGUAAACAGAACACCGUGUCGGCACACCUGAAAACAUGGGGUACAAAAGUGGCUCCUCUCGGACUGCGGCGGAGGUGUUUUUUGGAAUCGCCAAUCUUCUUUUCCUGUUGAUGGGUUUGGCGGUUUUUGUGGUAGGGGUAUACCUGAAGGUGUCGCGCUCAGUCUACACUGAACUGCUGGACAGUCGAGAGUUUGAGACCGGCACCGCCCUGUGUGUGUCCGCGGGGAUCAUCGUGGUGGUGGUGUCCCUGAUUGGAUUCUGGGGACUAUGGAUGAGGAGUCAGUUUGUUCUCAGUUUGUAUUUCUUCUCUGUGUUGAUCAUCUUCUGCCUUGAAAUCGCUGCUGGGAUCAUAGCAUACGUGUACAGAAAUAAGAUAGAAGACAUUAUAGUGGAGGAUCUAAGACUAGGCCUAAAAGACACCAAGAGGAGAGUGGCUUGGGAUACAGUGCAAGAAAAGUACGAAUGUUGUGGGGUCCAUAACUACACAGAUUGGAUGGGUGUUUAUGAUGUGAAUGUCCCCACCUCUAUUCCGGAUUCCUGUUGCGGAUAUCCGGAUUGUGGAGAGUCUGGAUCAGCCGCUGCCUGGCGGAUUGGCUGUGUUGAGGAUGCCAAGGAGUGGUUAGAAGAGAAUUAUUUACUGCUGGGAUUAGUGUGUAUUGUCAUUGGAGCUCUACAUGUAUUGCUGCUGAUAAUAACUGCUGCUCUAAUUUUCUUUCUGAGAAGAAACGGAUGAAUGUGACAUCAUUUACGAAACAUCUCGAAUAAAUGUCAUUAUAUCAGACAAACCAAGGGAGCAAAUAUAGGAUGUGAGAUGUAUGCAUAAUAUAUUUUUUUUACUGAUUCUGCAUCUCUUAGGUAAUUGACAUUGAACCAGUAUCUGUUUGACCUCUUAUCUGAACAGGUAAAUGAAAGAACUAAGUGAUGAAUGUACAAUUCUGUUGUACAAUAGAAGUGUGUAUUUUUUAAUAGAUGUGCAACAAGAAUCUCAUGCGUAUUCUGUGACUUUCUUUUUUUGUUAAAUUUAUUUGUGCAUGUAUAUGUGAUGGAUUAUUUUUCCAAUACAAGUUUCUUCAAGUUUGUUUGAGUUUUAAUGUCUCAUGCCUAAUUUCUUGAAUGGGAAAUUAUAUCAUAUAAUGCAAAUGUAUCAGCAUACAAAUGUAGUUUGAAACACAUACAUAUAUCAGUUUAUUUUCAUAUAUGUAUAUUUUAACUCUGUCGAUAUCUUGAUACUCCCUGGAUAGUUCCUUGCCAUUAAUAAAAUAUGUGAGAGAAAAAUUAAAUGUUUAUUUUUAAAACAUUUGUUUUUUGAUUUUUAUUCCUGAAAUCAGAUGGCUCAGGAAUCAACACUUAAUUAGUCAGUUUCCUAGAAGCAGUACAAAUGUUCACCUAUAAUAUUGUAUUUAUUAUUAUUUGUUAUGCUCAAUAAAUAUUAAAGGUAAA